Malassezia pachydermatis is the source of this 1242-nucleotide messenger RNA. RefSeq names its product anthranilate phosphoribosyltransferase. The coding region runs from base 1 to 1242 and encodes 413 amino acids. The record is from RefSeq and is a predicted model, not a curated record. Gene Ontology annotation, cellular component: cytosol. The transcript has a single exon. Gene Ontology annotation, molecular function: anthranilate phosphoribosyltransferase activity. Gene Ontology annotation, biological process: L-tryptophan biosynthetic process. Lineage: Eukaryota; Fungi; Basidiomycota; Malasseziomycetes; Malasseziales; Malasseziaceae.
AUGUCACAUUCGCUCGCUACAUUCAAACCUUUAGUGAGCCAGUUGGCCCAGAGCAUACCUGUGCCAGCCCCGCCCACAGGGGCGAUGCGCCCCCCCAGUGCGCCUCUCUCACAGGACCAGAUUGAGAAGCUCUUGGCCCACUUUGCUGAUGUAGACUUUACCAGCAACCCCGCUCACCAUGCGGCCAUUGGCGCUGCGUUGACGUCGCUGCGUGUCAGUGGCAUUGAUCGCGAGCCCAGCACACUCACUUUCAUGCGCAAAAAGUUCCUCGACCAGGUUAUCCCAGUGCCUACCCCGACCAUGGAGGCGUCGCCUGGCACUGACUAUCAUGGGCUGGUUGACCUGGUCGGGACGGGUGGUGACGGGAAGGACACGUUCAAUGUAUCCACUACGGCCUCUUUCGUCGCUGCCGGCGUCGAAGGCAUGCAUGUAUGCAAACAUGGCGGCAAAGCGUCGUCUUCUACCUCAGGCUCGGCAGAGCUUCUGUUGUCGUUGGGCAUCCCUCUGCUGGACGUUCCUGCAGAGAAGGCAGCUGGGCUGCUAGGCCAAAGUUCCUGUGUGUUCUUCUGCGCGCCCAUGUUUCACCGCGCUAUGAUGCCAUUGGCACCGAUUCGGGCCUCGCUGGGUUUCCCUACUCUCUUUAAUAUUCUCGGCCCAUUAAUGAACCCUGCGCGACCGCAACGUGGUGUCUACGGUGUUCACAGCUCGGGUCUGGGCCGCGUAUACGCAGAAACGCUGCGUCUUGCAGGUAUGGAACACUUUUGGGUCGUCUGCGGGCAGGAAGGCCUCGAUGAAAUUAGCCCUGCUGGCCCUACGGAUGUAUGGGAAGUGGUUCGUGGCGAGAUUGUGCACCAGGUCAUUACACCUGCCGACUUUGGCCUGCCUACGCAUGAGCUGGAUCAGGUUCAGUCCGGUUCCGCUUCGCAAAAUGCGGCUGUUGUGAUGCAUAUGUUCUCGCACCCUAACGACCUGCCAGAUGCGCCUCUUGAUGCACCCCUCACUGUUGAUGGCCCUGUACCGACGGCCAAGUUGGAGCCUAUCCCGACGGGCACCAACCUUCGCGCGAUCUUUGACUACACGGUACUGCAAGCAGCCGCACUGCUGUACGUCGCUGGGUUCGGUCAGGGCGACAAGAAAGUGUGUGCCCAGCUGGCUAGAGACUCGAUCACAAGUGGUCGCGCUCUCGCAUCUCUGGAGCGUAUGCGCACACUCAUGCUGAACGCUCGUCCAUCUGCCACGUAG